UUGCGGGGGCGGGUGGGCUACCUGGGGGAGAAGUACGAGGAGGGGAUGCACCAGCCUGUGGAUCGGCCCAUCCGCCUCUUCCACUCGGAUAUCCUCGAGUCCCUCUCCAAGACGGCAUGGUACGUGGCGUUCAUGGUGUGGGUUCCCGUGGUGCUCUAUCUCAGCUGGGUCAGCUACACCUCCCUCGCCCAGGGAAACACCAGGCUCUUCUCCUCCUUCACCACAGAGUACUCCAUCCCCGUCCACAAAUACUACUUCCCCUUCAUCUUCCUCCUGGGGAUGUUCCUGUGGUCCCUGCUAGAGUACCUCAUCCAUCGCUUUGUCUUCCACAUGAAGCCACCCGCUAGUAACUACUAUCUCAUCACGCUGCAUUUCUUGCUGCAUGGGCAGCAUCACAAGUCUCCCUUCGACAGCUCCCGCCUGGUCUUCCCUCCCGUGCCGGCCUCGCUGGUGUUAGGCUUCUUGUACGGCGUCAUGCGGCUCCUGCUGCCCGAGGUGCUGGGGCUCUCGCUGUUCGUCGGGAGCCUCUGUGGCUACAUCACCUACGAC
Opisthocomus hoazin is the source of this 549-nucleotide messenger RNA. Lineage: Eukaryota; Metazoa; Chordata; Aves; Opisthocomiformes; Opisthocomidae. The record is from RefSeq and is a predicted model, not a curated record.